Molecule: messenger RNA, 615 nt
Organism: Daphnia pulex (common water flea)
Lineage: Eukaryota; Metazoa; Arthropoda; Branchiopoda; Diplostraca; Daphniidae
Product: secreted RxLR effector protein 161-like
Exons: 1
Coding region: 1-615 (204 amino acids)
Source: RefSeq, a predicted model, not a curated record
AUGGUCAACUGCAACCCCAAAUCUACUCCUCCUGACUCCAAUGCUCGUCUUAGCGCUGCUAUGGUCCCGAAGAGUGAGGGAGAGAAGAAGAAAAAAGCCGUCAACAAAGUAUCGAUCGGUCGUGAAACCUUACUAUAUCUGUCAGCAACUACUCGUCCUGAGAUCUCCUAUAGCGUCUCUCAAGAAGCCAAGUUCUGUGAAAACCCUCAACCGGCUCACCGGAAUGGCGUGAAACGGAUCCUUGCUUAUCUGAAAGCUACUUGUGACUACGGCUUGUGGCUUGGUGGAAGAGAUGAACGUGUUGUGGGAUAUACUAAUGCUGAUUAUGCCGGUGACUUAGAUGAUUCCAAAUCAACGUCAGGUAACAUUUUCUUUUACAAAGGCGGUCCUGUUUACUGGGGAUGCUCAAAACAAACCUGCGUCGCUCUUUCCACUACUGAGAGUGAAUACAUUGCAGCCACUAAAGCGGCACAGACCGCAAUCUGGCGUGGUCUACUAGAAACGGAGGUUGAGACAGAAGAGCUAUACCUUUCAACCGUGACAUCCAAAACACCAACACCUGUUACCAUCUUCUGCGACAAUCAAAGCGCCAUUCGGCGUGUGAAAAAUCCAUAA